AUUCUUCCUAUGCAGACAGACACACAACAUGGCGGACUAGAAUAGUCGGCCGACGCGCCCGGAUACAGCAGAUAAACCGUGGGAUUUAAUAUUAAGGAAGCCCAAGAAAGUGCCCUCUGGAGGGACGGUACGUUCGGGCGAAGUGAGGAUUUCGAGGGGAGGGGUCCCUUCCUUGCCUGGGAUUAGCAGAUAAACUGACUGCGAAGUGUUGACUGUGUCCCAGUCCGUGCUUCCCUCCUCUGCUAUCACCCAGGUCCCCCCACCCCGCUCACACUCUCGGUUCCUGGGGUGUGGAGACGGGGACCGGGGUUGAAAAACGUGGAAGCGAAAGAGAGGAUAUAUCCCUGCCUGGCUUCGUUUUGUGUUGUUUUUUUUUUGUUUUUUUGUUUUUCCAAUCCCUCGGGUCUCCUAUGGGUGCUACAGGAGUUGUGGACCAUACUGUGCGAAUGAGUGAUUGAUGCCAACUUCGCUUCUUCAGGGCAGAAUGGGUGCGUGUCCCCUGCUCCUGCUGCUCGGUCUAGCCCUCGGGGCCUCCGCCCAGGAUCAUGCCCCCAUCACAAGUCCUCCAAAUAUCACUGCCAAACCAACAGACCCUCCCGCCGCACCCUCCCUCAACUUUACAGUCGCACGCACACCAGCACACCCAGGCCCACCCACAACGCUCGGCCCUGCAGUCAUCCCAGUGACGACAAGAAUAAUAAGAACAACCACCACCACAACCACAAGCUCAGCUGGUGACGAGGACGUACAACCUGUAGGUCCCAAUGCCACCGUUAAAGUGUUACUAGUUCCUCCUCCCCAACCUCCAGCUCCAACUGAUGCCCUUCAGGGACCACCGAGCACCAAGCCUCACACCCCUCCCACCCCGGUCGGGGGAGACGACAGGACCACAGACUUGACUCCAAACAUCCCAACUACAGAGACUUAUCCUAAUGGGGAUAUAGUCACUGUGGAGACAAAGACCACCACAGAACCUGGAAUGGGUUUCACCUCAGACUCCAGCCCACCUAACAAGAACCAGUCUGAUGAUAUGCCAAUCAUAGCCGUGAUGGUGGCCCUGUCCUCCCUGCUGGUCAUCAUCUUCAUCAUCAUCAUCCUCUACAUGCUCAGGUUUAAGAAGUACAAGCAGGCGGGAAGCCAUUCAAACUCCUUCAGACUGACCAACGGUAGAUCGGAUGAUACAGAACUCCAGAGUGUCCCACUAUUGGCCCGUUCACCCAGCACAAACAGGAAGUACCCGCCACUUCCUGUCGACAAGCUAGAGGAAGAAAUGAACCGUCGCAUGGCUGAUGACAACAAACUCUUCAGGGAGGAGUUUAAUGCACUGCCAGUCUGCCCCAUACAGGCAUCAUGUGACGCUGCUUCAAAGGAAGAGAAUAAAGAAAAGAACAGAUACGUCAACAUCCUGCCAUAUGACCACUCCAGGGUGCAUCUCUCAUCUCUGGAGGGAGUCCCCGACUCGGACUUCAUCAACGCUUCCUUUAUAAAUGGUUACCAAGAGAAGAAUAAGUUUAUUGCAGCUCAAGGGCCAAAGGAGGAAACAGUAAAUGACUUCUGGCGAAUGAUCUGGGAGCAGAACACAUCUACCAUUGUCAUGGUGACAAAUCUGAAGGAGAGGAAAGAGUGUAAGUGUGCCCAGUACUGGCCGGACCAGGGCUGUUGGACAUACGGGAACAUCCGCGUAUCUGUAGAAGACACAAUGGUUCUGGUGGACUACACCAUCCGCAAGUUCUGCAUCCAACAGGUGGGAGACGUGUCUGGGAAGAAGCCUCAGAGGCUCGUCACCCAGUUCCACUUCACCAGCUGGCCAGAUUUUGGGGUGCCCUUUACCCCCAUCGGCAUGCUCAAGUUCCUCAAGAAAGUCAAGACCUUCAACCCCCAGUAUGCUGGGCCCAUUGUGGUCCAUUGUAGUGCGGGUGUGGGAAGGACAGGUACCUUCAUUGUAAUCGAUGCCAUGUUGGACAUGAUGAUCGCUGAGAGGAAGGUGGACGUGUUUGGCUUUGUCACCAGGAUCAGAGCCCAGCGCUGUCAGAUGGUCCAGACUGAUAUGCAGUAUGUGUUUAUCUUCCAGGCGUUGUUAGAACACUACCUGUACGGAGACACAGAGCUGGAGGUGACGUCUCUGGAGUCCCACCUGGCCAAACUCUACACCCCCUCACCUGGAGCUGGCUGCAGUGGUUUGGAGGCUGAAUUCAAGAAACUGACAUCCAUCAAGAUCCAGAAUGACAAGAUGAGAACAGGCAACCUGCCCGCCAACAUGAAGAAGAACAGAGUCCUGCAGAUCAUUCCAUAUGAGUUCAACAGAGUGAUCAUUCCAGUCAAACGAGGGGAGGAGAACACCGACUAUGUCAAUGCCUCUUUCAUUGAUGGCUACCGUCAGAAGGACUCAUACAUGGCAAGCCAGGGCCCCCUGCAGCACACCAUAGAGGACUUCUGGAGGAUGAUCUGGGAGUGGAGAAGCUGCUCCAUAGUCAUGCUCACUGAGCUGGAGGAGAGAGGGCAGGAGAAGUGUGCUCAGUACUGGCCCAGUGAUGGAGUGGUGGUCUAUGGGGACAUCUCCAUCGAGCUUAAAAGAGAGGAGGAGAGUGAGAGCUACACAGUGCGUGACCUCCUGGUCACCAACAAUAGGGAGAACAAGGCUCGAGCGGUGCGUCAGUUCCAUUUCCAUGGCUGGCCAGAGGUCGGCAUCCCCACUGACGGAAAAGGCAUGAUCAAUAUAAUUGCUGCGGUGCAGAAACAGCAGCAGCAGUCUGGCAAUCACCCCAUCACUGUACACUGCAGUGCUGGCGCUGGCCGGACAGGGACCUUCUGUGCUUUGAGUACGGUCCUGGAGAGGGUGAAGGCAGAGGGCAUCCUGGAUGUCUUCCAGACAGUCAAGAGCCUCAGACUGCAGAGACCCCACAUGGUGCAGACACUGGAGCAGUACGAGUUCUGCUACAAAGUGGUCCAGGAGUAUAUCGAUGCCUUUUCUGACUACGCCAACUUCAAGUAGGGAUCUGCCAUGGAUGGAUGGAUGGAUUAUACAAGCAUGCACCAGAACCUACACACACAUCAAUUACCUUGCAGAAAGCUGCAUAUGCCCAUCUGAUGGACUUUUUAAAAAAAAAAAAAAAAAA
This is a messenger RNA of Xiphias gladius (swordfish), 3116 nucleotides long. RefSeq names its product protein tyrosine phosphatase receptor type A (gene ptpra). Gene Ontology annotation, biological process: protein dephosphorylation. The record is from RefSeq and is a predicted model, not a curated record. Bases 458 to 2992 code for a protein of 844 amino acids. Gene Ontology annotation, molecular function: protein tyrosine phosphatase activity. NCBI's taxonomy places the organism in Eukaryota, Metazoa, Chordata, Actinopteri, Istiophoriformes, Xiphiidae. The transcript is spliced from 22 exons.